Messenger RNA from Blepharisma stoltei, 1095 nucleotides. The record is from the annotation of a GenBank genome assembly. Lineage: Eukaryota; Ciliophora; Heterotrichea; Heterotrichida; Blepharismidae.
AUGGGCAAUGCUCAAGAAAAACCGAAUCACCAAGAAGUGGACAACCCAAUUCUAUCCAGAUACCAUUUCAAUUUUAUCAAUAUCAUUGGACGUGGAGGCUUUGGCAGGGUUUGAAAAGUCGAACUAAAAAAAUCCAAGAAAUUUUACGCCAUGAAGGAAAUGCUCAAGUUGAGAGUCGUCAGCAAACGCAGCGUUUCUUCUGUGAUGAAUGAGAGACGACUUCUCUCAAUGAUAAAGCACCCGUUUAUAGUGAAUAUGCAGUAUGCUUUCCAAGAUAGAGAAAACCUUUAUCUUGCUAUGGACCUCAUGACAGGUGGAGAUCUCCGAUAUCACCUCUCACAAAACAAGAGGUUCACCGAAGAACAGACCAAGUUUUUUGUCGCCUGCAUUAUAACAGGCCUGGAAUAUCUCCAUAUAAAUGGAAUUAUACAUAGAGAUAUAAAGCCAGAAAAUUUAGUUUUCGAUCAUAAAGGAUAUUUAAGAAUAACAGACUUUGGGAUUUCUAAAGUGAUAGCACCGGAAAAUUAUAGGGAUACCUCAGGAACACCUGGAUAUAUGGCUCCUGAGGUCAUGUGCAGGCAAAAUCAUGGGAUGGCUGUCGAUUACUUUGCAGUUGGAGUCAUGGGAUAUGAAUUUAUGACUGGCAGAAGGCCGUAUUUGGGCAGAAAUAGAAAAGAAAUUAAAGAACAAAUUUUGGCCAGACAAGUUCAGCUUAAAAAAUCUGAUGUCCCGCCUGGAUGGUCUAUGGAAGCUGCAGAUUUUAUUAAUAAACUACUGCAGAGAAAAGCUCAGAACAGGCUGGGCAAUAAAGGACCUUCAGAAGUCAAGAACCACGCAUGACUAAGAGAUUUUCAAUGGAAAAAGCUACUUGAAAAAUCCCUUGAUGCCCCGUUUUUGCCUCCAAGGCAAGAGAACUAUGAUGCAAGAAUUUUCAGCGAUUUUAAAGAUGAAAUUGACGAAUCACUCGUGCAAGAAUCUAUUCAAGGGCUUUUUGCUGGGUAUCAGUUUGAUUCCCAUCUCUUGAAUAGCAAAGAUGAUGAGUCAACGGUGCAAAUCAAAAACUCUGGCAAAAGCUCAAGAAGACUGGCAUCAUAG